This is a messenger RNA of Aethina tumida (small hive beetle), 2274 nucleotides long. Its product is annotated as ras-related and estrogen-regulated growth inhibitor-like. The transcript has 6 exons. The record is from RefSeq and is a predicted model, not a curated record. Lineage: Eukaryota; Metazoa; Arthropoda; Insecta; Coleoptera; Nitidulidae. The coding region runs from base 212 to 1258 and encodes 348 amino acids. Gene Ontology annotation, molecular function: GTPase activity; GTP binding.
AAGUUGGGUCGAACAUUACGACAGAAAUUUAAUGGCAUGUUAUGUGCGUUAAUUAAACUUGAAUUACAUAUAUGAACUUGCAGUUUGUUAGACCUUUUGUAUAAACACUUGAAUAAGUGAAUACUUUAAUCCGGGUACGAAAUUAGUUUUUAUUAUAACAGGCACGCGAUAAAGGAUUUGAACAGAUAUUUUGGUAACAUUUCAAAAAGGAAUGGUGGCUCAUAGAAUUUUCGGAAAUUCUUGUGCAUCAAGUCAUAAAAAAGGAAAAACAGAUGAGGAAACAAUGAACGCAACCUCUCCAAAAUCCUCAUUGGCGAAACUGGGACUGUAUCCCCGCCAAAAAUCGUUAAAAGUUAUGGUUCUUGGCCAAAGUGGAAUUGGAAAGACUGCAAUGGUAGUGCGAUUCACAACGAGAAGAUACAUCGGAGAAUACGAUCCAACUCUGGAAAGAAUUUACACUUACGCAACGGUUAUUGAUAAAGAAUUAGUUUCCUUUGAAAUAUUGGAUACCGCCGGACAAACCGGAGAAAACGAAUAUCUCGGAUUAGAAGCCAACAUACGUUGGGCGGAGGCUUUUAUACUUAUGUAUUCGGUAACGGAUAAAUGCUCCUUUGACGAAUGCUAUCGACUGAAAUUUCUGAUAAACUACAACAAAAGGCGGAGAAAACUUGGCGGUAGUAGCAAGGAUAACGUUUGUGAUGUACCUGUCGUUCUGGUCGGAAAUAAAAUUGACCAAGUGGAAGACAGAAUGGUUUCGUUGGAGGAAGGUCAGCGGAGAAGCAAAGAAAUUGGCUGUGUGUGUUUUCACGAAAUUUCAGUUAGGGAAAGCAUUGAACAGGUCUUAGCCGUUUUCCGUGACGUAUGCAGAUUCUGGAGAGUCCACAGCAAGAACCCGAUAAAAUUGCGCCGCUCUGGAAGUGAAAGGGAGCAGAUAUCGCCGGAAACAUCUCGUCUAUUUUCCGCCAUAUCGCCCAGUAAUUUGAUUCCACAUUCAAUUCGCCCGUCAAACAGCACGGGCAAACGAUGCACGGAAGUCGAAGCAGAAGACGACGGUGAAGGUAAAGAAGGGUGCGCCUCCAGUCCUAAUGAACCAGUUCCCUUUAGAGGUAGGGCUUCAACUGACGGCCAUCUUCAGCAACGGCCUUGGAGGUGGAGGUAUCCUCCUCCCUCGUCGACGUCCACAGAACAAGUUUUCCCGUCUUCGAGGAUCGAACGCAGAAUGAGCAUAUCUAUGCGCGGAAACAAGGCUAGCUAUUAAUUAUUGAAUAUUAUUACGUUCUACGAAUUUCUGUGAAAUAUAUGAUGUAUUGUCGUAAACAGCUUCAAACUCAAUUUAUUAGAAGGGCUCCAAUAUUCUAAUUAAAUAACUUAAACUACAUUUCAAAAUCAAACCGAGUAACAAAAUCGUCGGCAAAUUAAGUUUUCUCUUAACUUUAGUUUAAUUCCCGUUUUUGAUUGAGUUAUAUAAUUGUUCUCGUAGUAACGCCGCGAUCUCUUUAAUAAGUUUGUGUCACUGGAGAUUUACUCCGUACUUAUUAUGGUUUUGCUGUCUUCAACAAUGACGGUGUUUAAAUACAAGCGCACAUGUUUUGAUGACAAUUAAAGAAAAGAAAAUUCAUUUUCACGCCGUUCAAGAAAUUUAUUUUUUAAUUACAAUUUAAUCUGUCUGGAACUUGUUUAGUAAAGGAAUAUUUCGCCCAAGAAUUAAAAGAUCUGCGAAUGAAAUGGAAAUAAAGAGUGUUUGUUCAUAUUUAAUUACAUUUUCACUAACUAAAUAUACUAUAAAAAAUUUUGUUAAUUUAUUAAUAUAAUUAUUAAAAAUGUAAAUUCAUAAAUUUACUAUAUGUGAUUAAUUUAUUAUUUGUGAUAUACAGGGUUAUUUAUCCACUAGAUGUUAGCUUUAGAGUGUAGCAAAAGAUGUUAUACGUCCCUAUAUUCUUUUUCUAACUCGCGAGUGAAUUAUCGAGAAAAAAGAUGAUUAACUUUUAUUAAAUCCUAUUCAGUUAAAAUUUUAAUCAAGAUUCCAAUUUUGUAAGGAUAAUGGAUUGGAUAAUAUGAAAAAAAAUAUAUACAUAUUUACUUCGGAGUUGAAGAAACAGAAUAUUAUGGAUAGAUACAAAUGUAAUAUUUUAACACAAAAUUUAUUGCAAAUGGGGAAAAAUGCGUUUUUAUAUUAAAUGUGUAAGCUGAUAAUCAAUGUGACCAAAUAAAGUACAUAAUUACAAAGCGUUUUAUAAAAAUUUACUGUAGAUGAGACGUCUAUAUCUUAAAAAA